Messenger RNA from Danaus chrysippus (African queen), 1047 nucleotides. Lineage: Eukaryota; Metazoa; Arthropoda; Insecta; Lepidoptera; Nymphalidae. The record is from the annotation of a GenBank genome assembly.
AUGUGGGUGACACGUCUUUUUAUAUUUAUUGCCUUUGUGCGAUUAACGAGGACAUAUACUGUCGAGAAAGUUAAAAAGUACAAAAACUACAAAUACUACGAUGUAAAAGGUAGAAGCAGCUCCUUGGAAGAUUUGAAAACUUUACUACAAGAGAAAGAUAUAUACGCAUACCUUGCAGACGUAAGUAGGUCGCAUCCAGAAUGGGCAGAGGUGAUAGUGGGCGGAAAGAGUUACGAGGGACGUGAAAUACGAGGGCUCAGAAUAAAUACGCCGGUCGACGGUGACGAUAAUCCGAAUAAGCCUGUAUUUUUUAUCGAAUCAGGAAUACAUGCACGAGAAUGGAUAGCUCCAGCCACGACUACGUACUUCAUCAAUCAACUGCUUACCAGCAACGAUCCUAAUGUAACAAGAUUGAGGGAUCAAUUUGACUGGCGGAUCUUCCCCACUGUUAAUCCCGAUGGAUAUCAUUACAGCUAUAUAUUUGAUCGUUAUUGGAGGAAGACUCGUUCACUUUCGAAAAACGGUUGUAUAGGUGCUGAUCCAAACAGAAAUUGGGAUUAUAAUUGGGGACAAUAUUCAUCAUCAGAUAAUCCGUGUGACUAUCAGCUAUAUGCUGGUUCGAAGCCGUUUUCAGAAAUAGAAACGCGAACCCUAUCAUCAUAUAUCUCAAACAUCGAUAACCUUUUAUUUUAUGUGGCUUUUCAUUCUUAUGCGGCAUUGUUAUUGGUUCCGUACUCAGAUUCAACUGACCACAUCGACAAUUAUGAUGACUUGGUAAAAAUCGGUAACGUUUCUCUAGAAUAUGGAUACAAGGUGAAUCAAAUAAGAUAUGAUGGACCUGGUACCGCUGCGGAGACCCUGUAUAAAGCAUCAGGUGGAAGUAUGGAUUGGGUUCGUAACAAAUUGAAUACACCACUCGUUUACACAUAUGAGUUACGCGGUAAUUCUUUCCACUGGCCAGCGUCGAAGAUCCCAGAACAAGGAAAGGAAGUCACUCAAAUGAUGAUCGGCUUAACAAAAGAAGCUCGCAACCUUGGUUACUAUUAA